Akanthomyces muscarius is the source of this 510-nucleotide messenger RNA. RefSeq lists its product as uncharacterized. Lineage: Eukaryota; Fungi; Ascomycota; Sordariomycetes; Hypocreales; Cordycipitaceae. The coding region runs from base 1 to 510 and encodes 169 amino acids. The record is from RefSeq and is a predicted model, not a curated record. The transcript is spliced from 3 exons.
AUGAAUAUGCCUAAGAUGCUAAGGAUACUGACCCACUCUCUUCCAUCGAUUGAAACUCGGGCUCCAGAUGUCGUCACCGCGCCAACCACUAAUAAAUACCAAUUUAACUCAAGAUACAAACAAAUGUCUCAAUCCAACAUUACAGCCGAGGAAUUCAAGCAGUGGCUUGACGGUGCCUUUCUUGGGGAUCCGGAAGACUCCCGGGCGUACUGCGAACAAACCAUGAGCCCCAACUACCUGCGAUUCUCGGCGGGUGGUGGACGCACCGACUUUGAGGCAGCGGUCGCAAAAGUAACGCUGUUCCGCACCAUCUGCCGCAAGUGGGCUCUGAAUGUCAACUUUCUUGUGCAGGAGGGAAACAAGAUCGCCGUCCGGUGCACGGUCUCUAUGAUUAUGGGAGAAGGCGAGGAGCAGAACAUGGAGCUGAUGUUUAUGGCAGAGAGGGACGCCGACGGCCGAUAUGAAAACGUUUGGGAGCUUUCCAAGGCGAUUGAUGAAUUUACACUAUAA